Messenger RNA from Rhineura floridana, 1731 nucleotides. RefSeq names its product molybdenum cofactor synthesis 3 (gene MOCS3). Gene Ontology annotation, cellular component: cytoplasm; cytosol. Bases 197 to 1558 code for a protein of 453 amino acids. The transcript has a single exon. Gene Ontology annotation, molecular function: adenylyltransferase activity; thiosulfate-cyanide sulfurtransferase activity; URM1 activating enzyme activity. Gene Ontology annotation, biological process: protein urmylation; tRNA wobble position uridine thiolation. The record is from RefSeq and is a predicted model, not a curated record. Lineage: Eukaryota; Metazoa; Chordata; Lepidosauria; Squamata; Rhineuridae.
UUGUCCUGCAAGGCAGCCAUGAUGGCAGCGACAGCUGCGCCUGACAAGAGCCGAACCAACGGCGCCUGCGCGUCAACCAGCAGCCUGGCCUCGGGCCUUUCCCUCAACCGCGGAAGCGGAAGAGGCGAGGCCUCCUCAAGACUCCCUGCUUCGUAAUUAAGGCAUUUCUCUCCAUUCUCUAGUCGCCGCUAAUGUAAUGGCGGCGAAGCCGGCAUGGUUUCCAGCUGAGAGGAGUGUGCUGGGUGAGGGGAGUAGCGGUAGCGCACCCACAGUGGCUGAGGCGGCGCCGGCGGUGGCUACUACUGUGGGGAUGCUGGACCCGCUCCCGCUCCGCACCGAGCUAAGCCGGCUGGACAUCCAGCGCUACUCGCGGCAGCUGGUACUCCCAGAGCUGGGCGUGCGCGGGCAGCUGCGGCUCUCCGGCUGCUCGGUGCUGGUAGUGGGCUGCGGAGGGCUGGGCUGCCCGCUGGCGCAGUACUUGGCCUCUGCGGGCGUGGGCCGCCUGGGGCUGGUGGACCACGACGUGGUGGAGCUGAAUAACCUCCACCGGCAGGUGUUGCACCGGGAGAGCCGCCUGGGCAGCUCCAAAGCCCAGUCUGCCGCCGCAGCCUUGCGGGAGCUCAAUUCCACGGUGCAGUGCGUGCCCUACGAGCUGGCCCUCAGCCCCGGCACAGCCCUGCAGCUGGUCAGCGCCUACGACAUCGUGGCCGACUGCUCUGACAACGUGCCCACCCGCUACCUGGUCAACGAUGCCUGCGUGCUGGCGGGGAAGCCUUUGGUGUCUGCCAGUGCCUUGCGGCUGGAGGGCCAGCUGGUGGUGUACAACUACCAAGGGGGCCCCUGCUAUCGCUGCCUCUUCCCCAAGCCCCCUCCUCCAGAGACGGUCACAAAUUGUGCAGAUGGUGGGGUCCUGGGUGUCGUGCCGGGCAUCCUUGGGUCUCUCCAGGCUUUGGAAGUGCUCAAGAUUGUCUCUGGGUUGGGCACCUCCUUCAACCGGGCUAUGCUGCUAUUUGAUGCCCUGGAAGGAAGAUUUCGCCACAUCAAACUAAGGCCCAGGAAUCCAAGGUGCCUGGUGUGCGGGGACCAUCCCUCCGUGACCACCCUACAGGAUUAUGAAGCGUUCUGUGGGUCUUCCGCAACAGACAAGUGUCGGACAUUACAUCUUUUGCCCAGUAAAGAGCGAAUAUCCGUAGAAGAGUACAAAGAAGUACUGGACAAUCAGAUUCUUCAUGUAUUGGUAGAUGUCCGCCAGUUGGUAGAAGUGGACAUAGGUCGCUUGCCACAUUCCCUCAGUGUGCCUCUUAGUAAACUCGAAGGAGAAGACAAAGAAUGCCUGAACUCCCUAUGCCAGACGAUACUUGAAGCAAAGCAGGGGACUGAUAACAGCUUGGCUUUCCCAGUUUAUGUUGUCUGCAAGUUAGGAAACGACUCUCAGAAGGCUGUGAGAAUAUUACAGGGAUUGUCUGAUGAUAGGUUAGGCUUAAUUUCUGUUAAGGAUAUUAGAGGAGGACUGAUGGCUUGGGCUAGCAAAAUUGACAAAGCGUUUCCUCAGUAUUAAUAUUUUCUCAAAGCCAAUUAUGUUUUGUUUUAAUCAAGAGUUCCACUCAUCACUGUGGGGGCUGAAAAGAUUCUCUUAUAUUUGUAAUCAUCCUGCAAAGGCAUCUUCAGAACAUUUGAAAUGUAUUUUUAAAGAAAAAAGUUUUUUAAAAAAUACAAAACCAAAUGUGUGUA